Hydra vulgaris (swiftwater hydra) is the source of this 924-nucleotide messenger RNA. Its product is annotated as vesicle transport protein USE1. Gene Ontology annotation, cellular component: SNARE complex; endoplasmic reticulum. Gene Ontology annotation, molecular function: SNAP receptor activity. Lineage: Eukaryota; Metazoa; Cnidaria; Hydrozoa; Anthoathecata; Hydridae. Gene Ontology annotation, biological process: retrograde vesicle-mediated transport, Golgi to endoplasmic reticulum. The record is from RefSeq and is a predicted model, not a curated record.
UUCUUGUUAUGUAAUAUGCUAAUAACAAGCUUUAAUACCAAAGAUGCAAUAAAAAAAGCAAAAGUAAAUAGUGAACAGAUGGCUCCACAUAAUAAAACAGAAAUUGAUAUUUGCCGCUUGCUUCAGCAGUGUGAAAAAAUUGCUUCAAGUUCUUACAGUGAAGAAAAACCAAUUGAUUGGAGACUAUCAAAGUAUUUGCAGUUUUUGGAUCGUCAAAUUGAAUUUUUAGAAAGAAGUGAACAAAACAAAAAUGAAACACUGAGAGAGUACAAAAGAAAAAUUUUGUUUCUUAAAGAUAUUGUAAAGGCUGAUGAAUUGAAAAAUCCUCUGGAGAGAGUUAUGUUAUGUAACCAUUUAUUGCCAUCAGCUGUGAUAAGCAGUUCAUCUACAGAAGGGAGUGGAAAUUCUACAAGAGAUCUUCAUUUGCAAGUCAAAGGAAAGCACCAGAAGGACAUAAGAAAGGAAUUAUUUGGUGAAAAUAUUACUGGCGAUGGAAUUUACAGAAGGAAAAACAUUAGUGAUAAUGGUAAAGAUAAUUUUGAUGAAAUUAUUAAAGCUCAUCACGAUAUGCAAGAAAAAGUUGCGAAUGAGAUGAUUAAGAUGGCGCAAUCAAUGAAGCAUACAUCUCUUAUAGCUAAUAAAAUAAUUAAAGAUGAUAAUUUAGAAUUAGAAAAAGCUACAAAAAUGGCAGAGCAAAAUAGCAAAAAACUCAAAGUGGAAUCUGAUCGUUUGGAAGAACUUACAAAUAAAACUUGCUCAUGGACAAUUUGGAUUAUGCUUAUUAUAGUUUGCGUUGUUUUUAUAAACAUGAUUAUUUUCAUUAAGUUUUUUCCAAAGAAAAGAAGAUAAAACAAGUGAUAAAAAAAGUUAAUAAGUUGAAUUGGAAACUUGUUAAAACAUUUUUAUAGAAUAUUCUAAAUGAAA